Arvicanthis niloticus (Nile rat) is the source of this 2740-nucleotide messenger RNA. Its product is annotated as proto-oncogene FRAT1-like. Gene Ontology annotation, cellular component: cytoplasm. Gene Ontology annotation, biological process: positive regulation of canonical Wnt signaling pathway. The record is from RefSeq and is a predicted model, not a curated record. Lineage: Eukaryota; Metazoa; Chordata; Mammalia; Rodentia; Muridae.
GGCUCGGCCCCCGCCCGGCCCGGGCCUCCGCUCCGCUCCCGCCCCAGCCGCGUCCCGCCGAGCCCGCUGCCAACCGAGCCGCCAGCGACUCCCGCACAGCCGCGGGGGCCCGGGCGGGGGGCCAUGCCGUGCCGGAGGGAGGAGGAGGAGGAAGCCCGCGAUGAGGCAGAGGGGGAGGAGGACAACAGCUUCCUCCUGCUGCAGCAGUCGGUGACUCUGGGCGGCUCGGCCGACGUGGACCGGCUCAUCGCCCAGAUCGGCGAGACGCUGCAGCUGGACGCGGCGCAGGAUGGCCAGGCCUCGCCAUGUGCUGCCCCAGGACCCCCGCCCGCGCUUCCGCGGGUCCUGGCGGCGCUGCCGGCGGACAAGGCCCGGGCCCCAGCGAGGCGGCUAUUGCGCCCGGCGGCCUCGGCGGAGGCCCGGGACCCUGCGCCCCCGGGGGCCAUGCGCUGUGUGCUGGGGGAGCGCGGGCGCGUGAGGGGCCGGGCGGCGCCCUACUGCGUGGCGGAGAUCGCCCCGGGCGCCAGCGCGCUUCCCCAGCAGCCCAGCCUUGAGGGAUCCCCGGGGACGGGCAAACUAAGCAUCCCGCAGCCAUUGUCCGGCCGGUGCAGGCGGAGUUGGCUCCGGAACGCGGCCGCGUCCCGCCGCCUGCAACAGCGACGUGGAUCUCAGCCCGAGACCCGCACCGGCGACGACGACCCGCCCCGGCUCCUGCAGCAGCUCGUGCUCUCGGGAAACCUCAUCAAGGAGGCGGUGCGGAGACUUCAUUCGCGACGGCUACAGCUACACGCAAAGCUUCCCGCACACUCCUUCCUCGGGCCUCUGUCAGCCCCGGUGCCUGAGCCGCCUUUGCCGGGGAGCCCUCGCGAGGCCUGCAGCGACCCUGGCACUUGCGAAGGAGGGCGCAGCUCAGAACUGGGGACGACCUUCUUGUCCCUGGCAGCUAAUAACCUAAGUGGCCACAGCACCAACCUGUAGCGGGGGACCAAGAGAUUCAUCCAGGGCUUCACGCAGCUGGUGGAGGAAAAGAAGCUAAGGAAGACAGCAAAUAUUUUCAUGGGUAACUGAAGUUGAGAGCCCCAAACUGUUUGAAACCCAGGACUUAGGUUUGUUUAAAACAGAUUCUAUAGAGCGCACCGCAGGCUGUCAGCAGGACUCCUUUUUUUUUUUUGGCACGAUACGACUUGGUCGCUGCAAUUCCGCGCGCGCAGACUCUCCUGGCCAAGCGGGCGACCAUGUGGCCACGAUGCAUGCUCUCAGGAUUGGCUCAGCCCAGCUAUGGAAGGAAGGACGAUGAUCCUUGUUUUAACUUACUGUAGUUUUCAGGUCUGGUUCCUGGUCCACUUUGGGGGAGGGGGAAACAAGAGUGGACGUGAACAUUUUACAACAUCUCUUGCGGUGCUGGUUUCAAUGUAAAACAUGCUGUACCACGAGAGGACACUCUUGGGGCUGAAUAGAAGUAACCAUUUUUUGUCUGUCCCGUUUUUCAAAGGGUUGCUGUUAGCAGAGUGUUGAGGGAAAGCUGUACCCCAUGAGUGUAGGGUGGGAGGCGGCAGUGAGCAGUGUUAGAUGAUGGGAGAGUACAGCGAAGCACGGAGUGAACUCUCCUGCCUUCAAAAAAUUUGUUUUUAAAGGAGACCCAUCCCUCUUUGGGUUCAGGGUCACUGUUUCUUGGGUGUGCAUCGUGCCAUGGGACUAACCGAAUUGCCUUGCUGGGAGAAGAGCACACAUUUUUGUAAAUGUUGGAGUCCUCUAAAGGCGCUCCACCACCUCUCUCGGAGGGGCUGAGGCCGGCUCAUGCUGAGUGUCUGGGCUUCCAGACCGAGGCCACCGCCCCAGCCCCUCCUCCUGGCUUGCAGACAAACUGUCUUGAGACAGUGACCCAGUAUCACUUUUCCCCCUUGGUUCUGCUGCCCUACUCAGUGGGGUGGCGCUGAUGAUGCUAGGGGCCAGAGUAGGGGACUGGGAAAGUUACACAUAAUGGGCAGUCCUGGGACACAGUCUCACACAACCGUGAAUAAUGGGCUCUCGGGGCCAUUUGUAAUAACAGCUGCAGUUCCCUGGAUAGACAGAGUCGAUUUCCUCCUUGAUCCUCCCCCAGCUGUGCCAGCUCGCAUUUGUAAGUGAAGGAAACCUAGUAAAAGAAAAAAAAAAUGUGACCCUCCAGAUGGGAAAUUUGCAGGCUUUUGCUAUUGUAACUGUGAGGUGCUUGGAAAUACUGUUCACUCUAAGCGACUGUUUCGUUUUAGUUUUAUGGAGUCAAUGGCUUGUUCAGCAUCCGGAUGUGGCUAUUGACAUAUCUACUCUUCGCACCGGAGUGACUGAAAUUGUGGUAUUUGAUUUGUUUAUCCUGCCACACUCCAUCACUGAGAUUGGUACUCCAUUUGUUCAUCCUGCCACACUCCAUCACUGAGACUGGUACUCCAUUUGUUCAUCCUGCCACACUCCAUCACUGAGAUUGGUACUCCAUUUGCUCGUCCUUUAACAUGGACUGAAGGUUCCUGCCCUCCUUAUCCUCAGUGAUCAAGCAUUAUCAGGACAUGCAAGCCAAAUCAAUCCUUUCUCCGUGAGUCAUUGCAUGGUGUUUUACAGCAGCAUGAGAAAGCAAAGUAGGAUGCUGAGGAUGUGACUGAAUGCUGUGCUUUCCAUCAGAAGAACCACGAGAACUAGAGAUUGUAACCAGGCAAAUAUUAAACUAUCAAGGGAUUAUUUCAAACAAAAAGAAACCAUGAAUUAAGCC